UCUUGCUAAGUGACAAACGCAAAUUAAUUAUCUGCAUCUCACUCAACCGAAUCCUUGAACAAUAGAUCUUUAGGCCGACAUUAGCGGCCACUCGAUUGCAGAAAGUCGGCCAAGUCUCUCUCUCUCUCUCUCUCUCUUCAACCUUUUCAUUACUCGAUCUACUGAGUUCUGAUAUUUUGUUCUGUAAAUUAGUACAUUGACCUACUUCCUCCCAUCAAUAACCUUGUCUUUUAAGGACUCCUUCCUUACUCAUUUAAACAAGCUUUCUAGCUCCUCUCUGAAACCACUGUCGAUCGAUCUAUGCAACCAAUUCUGGCGUGCUUGAAUGUCCAGAGAACGGAAAAUAUUCUAUACUCAGAAAAACAUAUAUAUACCCAGAAAAGAAAUCUCAUAUAUACUACAAUUUUCUUCUUCUUGGUCUUGAUCUUCUUUCUUACUGAUCUCCUUGAUCAUCUUUUUAACUUGAUCAUCUUGUUUUUUUUCAAGGGAGAGAUUGGAUGAGAUAUUGGUAAUUAGAAAUGAUCAAAAGAGAGACGGAUGCAUCUUCUCAAAUGGGAGGGAGACAUUUAUUCGGUCCUGCUGGGUCGACCAUAAACACUCUUACACCAUGUGCUGCAUGUAAGCUCUUGAGACGAAGGUGUACUGAAGAAUGCCCUUUCUCGCCAUAUUUCUCUCCGCAUGAGCCCCAAAAAUUUGCAGCUGUUCACAAAGUUUUUGGUGCAAGCAACGUCUCCAAGAUGCUAAUGGAAGUGCCAGAGAGCCAAAGAGCUGAUGCGGCGAACAGUCUGGUUUAUGAAGCAAACUUGAGGCUGAGAGACCCGAUACAUGGGUGCAUGGGUGCAAUUUCUGCUUUGCAACAACAAAUUCAAUCUUUGCAAGGAGAACUUAAUGAAGUAAGGACUCUGAUGAUGAGACACAAAUUCAGAGAAGUUAUUGGUAACAACAUUUCAUCUAGUACUACUGCUGCUGCUGAUUUAGUUUCUUCUCGGGUGCCGGCUGUUUCGAUUGCUUCUGCACCACCACCACAGACUCUUCCUCCUCCACCAGAAAUAUUGUCACCUCUACCUUUUGCUGUCCCUUCUUUGUCUUCUUCAUCAUCUUCUUCUUCUCUGUAUACACCGCGGCCUACAAGCACCACAGGUUACAGCUCAAUUGGUAAUAUUGUCCCAUAUUUUGACUGAGUUCAUAGAAUUUAGCCUCUCUUCCUUUCUUUUUUUUUUUUU
This is a messenger RNA of Juglans microcarpa x Juglans regia, 1223 nucleotides long. RefSeq names its product LOB domain-containing protein 13-like. The transcript has 2 exons. Lineage: Eukaryota; Viridiplantae; Streptophyta; Magnoliopsida; Fagales; Juglandaceae. The record is from RefSeq and is a predicted model, not a curated record. Bases 519 to 1181 code for a protein of 220 amino acids.